GCGAAAUGCCGAACGGUUGUUGUCAACGAUUCCCCUCAAAGGGGUGUUUUGAUCGUAAAUUUAGGGGGUUCGAGGAGGACACAAUGACAAAGUUCGUCGUUUGGACGAAAGACAAGGCUUUUGGUGUGGACGACCCCAAACCCAUAUCCAAAAAAAUUAAGUGGAAACUCCAAUAUGUUCCUUUUGACGGGAUACCCUUCAUGGUGGUGGGGAGGAGGGUCUACUCCUGUCACCAAGGGGUGGACAAGCACAAACAUGAAAAACUGACAAGACAACUACAACUGCUUGAUGACCACUCAGACCAUUGUUAUGAAGAGAGGCGACGUCUUCAAGACUCGAAGAAACUGGACUGCCCAGCCAGAAUAUAUGUGGUUCAUCUAAUCAGAUUCCCUGAUUACAAGAUACCUGAUGACAUUCAUAAACAGAGGAAGGAGAGCGCUGGGCGUCUGAGAUGUGCCUUAACAAAAAACCCAUCAGCAGUGACGCUUGAGGAGCAAUAUGUUGCCUGCUUCCCAAGGAUCGAGGAGCACAAAAACCAUCCUGUGGUAGGAGAGGUUCGUGAGCCAGUGGACACUAGCAGCACCCCUCCCAGUGACAGCAUCAUUCCUCACAAAGACACCAGCAAGACAAAGAAAAGGCGAAGGUGUGAGAGCUUACUGCGUGAAAUUUCAGAUCUCACUUACCAUCUACAGGAUGAGCCAUUUCUGGAGUCCUUGACUGUUCGCCUGAAUGACCUUUUGGAGGAUGUGAGGCGUCAUACCCCUCACGAUGACGACACCCGUCCACUGUCUGACACACCUCCAUCCAAAAAAAUGAGAUACCUUGAAACCCUCAGCAUAAUUCCCAAAAAACAUCCAUCUGGAAAGUUUGGCCAUUGUGCUGAAGCAAUGAAAGCAAGCUUCAAGCCUUAAACGCAGAUGUAAUGUAGUUUUUUUGCUUGUUGCAUUGGGUUGCAUAAAUAUUUGCAUGACAUUCUUUAGUGUUUGUUAUUGUUCCUUGCAUUGUUCCUAUUAAUGACCACAAAAUAAUCAUUAAAAACAUGUUUUUCUGAUAAUGGACGCUGAUUGCCUGAGACCUUGUUCUCCUCAGUUCUCCUCCUAAUUUUAAAGCUUUAAUUCUACAAUAUCUAAAAACAGCUUUAUGUUUGAAAAAUAAGAAGGGUGUAAAUUUGUUGUGAUUUAUCUUUAUAUAUUGUUUGUUUAUGCACAUUUUGCUUAUCCUAAUGUUUACCCUGGCUGUAUUUGUAAUUUUAGUAAAAUAAAUAAGAAUGAAAGAAAUGGAUUUAUAAACCUUUACCACUUUAACAGUUAAUUUAAUUUAAAUGAAUUAAUA
Onychostoma macrolepis is the source of this 1332-nucleotide messenger RNA. RefSeq lists its product as uncharacterized. NCBI's taxonomy places the organism in Eukaryota, Metazoa, Chordata, Actinopteri, Cypriniformes, Cyprinidae. Gene Ontology annotation, molecular function: DNA-binding transcription factor activity. The coding region runs from base 6 to 911 and encodes 301 amino acids. The transcript is spliced from 5 exons. The record is from RefSeq and is a predicted model, not a curated record.